AUGCACUGGGCGCAAACCAAAGAGCGCUUUGCUUUCCAGAUGAGGACUCUUCAGGGUUUUGUACCCUCAUCCCAGCGAGGCGAUGGGCUUUCCUUCUUUAGCUGGGAGCCCUAUCAUAGCCUUCGCGAGCUUCGAGUGUGUGAGGAGCGGGUGGAAUCUGAGACGGAGGAACCUGGAGCUAAGCUUUUUCUGCCAAUGAAUCGGCCCACGAAUAACCGCACGACUCGCCCACUACUCUUGGGGAAUCAGGGCACCGAGAGUCCGGAGCUGUCCACCCGCUCCCAGGUCUCCCGGAGAGGGAGGGAUCCCUGUUUGUCUCCCAGACCCGAACCAAUUGAAACAGGAGGCUGGCUUGGAAGCUGCCUCUGGAGUGCUGCCGUCAGGGUGUUUUUCCUAAGGCUUGUCCAGUGGUGUGCUGUGUUUUCAGGUUCUGGGCGUGGGGAGGCGGAGACGCGGGAGUGCCUCUACUACAACGCCAACUGGGAGCUGGAACAUACCAACCAGAGUGGCCUGGAGCGCUGUGAGGGCGAGCAGGACAAGCGGCUGCACUGCUAUGCCUCCUGGCGCAACAGCUCAGGCACCAUUGAGCUUGUCAAGAAGGGUUGCUGGCUGGAUGACUUCAACUGCUACGACAGGCAGGAGUGUGUGGCCACCGAGGAGAAUCCGCAGGUGUAUUUCUGCUGCUGUGAAGGCAACUUCUGCAACGAGCGCUUCACCCACCUGCCGGAAGCAGGGGGUCCAGAAGUCACGUACGAGCCACCCCCGACAGCCCCCACCCUGCUCACGGUGCUGGCCUACUCGCUGCUGCCCAUUGGAGGCCUCUCCCUCAUCGUCCUGUUGGCCUUCUGGAUGUAUCGGCAUCGCAAGCCCCCCUAUGGCCAUGUGGACAUCCAUGAGGACCCCGGGCCUCCGCCCCCAUCCCCUCUGGUGGGCCUGAAGCCACUGCAGCUACUGGAGAUCAAGGCUCGGGGGCGCUUUGGCUGUGUCUGGAAGGCCCAGCUCAUGAACGACUUUGUGGCUGUCAAGAUCUUUCCACUCCAGGACAAGCAGUCAUGGCAGAGUGAGCGAGAGAUCUUCAGCACACCUGGCAUGAAGCACGAGAACUUGCUGCAGUUCAUUGCUGCCGAGAAGAGAGGCUCCAACCUCGAGGUGGAACUGUGGCUCAUCACGGCCUUCCACGACAAGGGCUCCCUCACGGAUUACCUCAAGGGGAACAUCAUCACAUGGAAUGAAUUGUGUCAUGUGGCAGAGACGAUGUCACGAGGCCUCUCGUACCUGCAUGAGGAUGUGCCCUGGUGCCGUGGUGAGGGCCACAAGCCGUCCAUUGCCCACAGGGACUUUAAGAGCAAGAAUGUAUUGCUGAAGAGUGACCUCACGGCCGUGCUGGCUGACUUCGGCCUGGCUGUUCGGUUUGAGCCAGGGAAACCGCCAGGGGAUACCCAUGGCCAGGUAGGUACCAGACGGUACAUGGCCCCCGAGGUGCUUGAGGGAGCCAUCAACUUCCAACGAGACGCCUUCCUGCGUAUUGACAUGUAUGCUAUGGGUCUGGUGCUGUGGGAGCUUGUGUCUCGCUGCAAAGCUGCAGAUGGACCUGUGGACGAGUAUAUGCUUCCCUUUGAGGAGGAGAUUGGCCAGCACCCUUCGCUGGAGGAACUGCAGGAGGUGGUUGUACACAAGAAGAUGAGGCCUAUCAUUAAGGAUCACUGGCUGAAGCACCCGGGCCUGGCCCAACUCUGUGUGACCAUUGAGGAAUGCUGGGACCACGACGCAGAGGCUCGCCUCUCCGCGGGCUGUGUGGAGGAGCGGGUGUCCCUGAUCCGGAGGUCGGUCAACGGCACUACCUCGGACUGUCUUGUCUCCCUGGUGACCUCCGUCACCAAUGUGGACCUGCCCCCUAAAGAGUCCAGCAUAUAAGCCCUGGAUGUGUCUCCAGACUCAGUGGAUCUGAAGGAAAAAAAGGAAAGAAAAGUUGUGUUUUGUUUUGGAAAUCUUAUAAAACCAACAAACACAUAAAAUGCAGCU
Fukomys damarensis (Damara mole-rat) is the source of this 2022-nucleotide messenger RNA. It is a transcript of the gene Acvr2b, whose product is annotated as activin A receptor type 2B. Lineage: Eukaryota; Metazoa; Chordata; Mammalia; Rodentia; Bathyergidae. The record is from RefSeq and is a predicted model, not a curated record. Gene Ontology annotation, cellular component: plasma membrane; activin receptor complex. Gene Ontology annotation, biological process: protein phosphorylation; cellular response to growth factor stimulus; activin receptor signaling pathway. Bases 1 to 1914 code for a protein of 637 amino acids. The transcript has 13 exons. Gene Ontology annotation, molecular function: activin receptor activity; activin binding; ATP binding.